AUGUGUUGCAACUACGGCAACUCCUGUGGCUAUGGCUGCGGAUAUGGCUAUGGCUGUGGAUGUGGUCCCUAUUAUGGCUGUGGUUGUGGAACAGGCUACGGCUGUGGCUGUGGCACUGGAUAUGGCUGUGGAUACGGCUCCUGCUAUGGCUGUGGUUAUGGAACAGGCUAUGGCUGUGGCUAUGGUGCUGGAUAUGGCUGUGGAUAUGGCUCCCGAUAUGGCUGUGGAUACGGUUCCUGCUGUGGCUAUGGCACUGGAUAUGGCUGUGGCUCUGGCACCGGAUAUGGCUGCUGUGGCUACCGGCCAUUUUGCUAUAGAUGUUAUUCUUCUUGCUGCUAG
This is a messenger RNA of Hyaena hyaena (striped hyena), 339 nucleotides long. RefSeq names its product keratin-associated protein 6-2-like. NCBI's taxonomy places the organism in Eukaryota, Metazoa, Chordata, Mammalia, Carnivora, Hyaenidae. The coding region runs from base 1 to 339 and encodes 112 amino acids. The record is from RefSeq and is a predicted model, not a curated record. The transcript has 2 exons.